CAUUUACCUCAAUAGUACUUGUCGAUGUCUUUCGGGAUAGAACGCACAUAUAUGACUGGUAAUCGGUUAGGUAAAAUGGCGCACUUUCUCUCAGGUGUUACUUUGGCCUUAUCUGGUUGUUUAUUCGUCCAACUUUUUGCCACAGAGAUUCAGGCGGAAGGAAGUGUUGGUCAGUUGUCAUCCAGGAAGGCAGACAAUGUCUCGGCUAUCCUGAACACACUAUUGGAUGGCUACGACAAGAGGCUAAGACCAAACUUCGGGGGUGUCUCUGUUCCUGUAAACAUCAGUAUGUACGUCUAUAGCAUCGGCCCAGUGUCUGAGGCCCAGAUGCAAUACACGCUGGACGUGUACUUCCGGCAACAGUGGACAGACGAACGACUGCGAUUCGUCGGUGACGUCAGUGUGCUGUCGCUGAACUCGGAAAUGGUGGACCGACUCUGGGUACCGGACACUUACUUUGUCAAUGAGAAGUCGGCAAAGUUUCACACUGUCCUCUAUAAGAACACGCUCAUUCGAAUGGACCCGGCUGGAAAUAUUCUUUAUAGCACCAGGUUGACUGUGACAGCCAGCUGUUACAUGAAUCUCGCAUUCUUCCCCAUGGAUAAACAGCGAUGCUCCCUAACUAUGGAAAGCUAUGCUUAUAGUGAUAAUCACGUUCAUUACCACUGGAUCCCCUCUGGCCCCAUCUACGUGGACGAGGCGGUCACUCUGCCUCAGUUCCAAUUUCUGGGUAGCGGUCACCGAACCAACACAGCGCAGUACUACGUCGGUAACUAUUCUCAGCUGAUAGCGGACUUCUACCUGGGUCGUGAGAUCUCCUACUACCUGAUCAACGUCUACCUGCCAGCCACACUGAUUGUCAUCGUCUCCUGGGUGUCCUUCUGGAUUCCCCGAUCAUCUACACCGGCCCGCACUGCGCUGGGGAUCACCACGGUGCUGACCAUGACCACUCUGAUCGGCAACGCGGGCUCCUCGCUGCCCAAACUGUCCUACAUCAAGGCGGUAGAUCUCUACCUGGAGAUGUGCUACUUUUUUGUCUUCGCGGCCUUGCUGGAGUUCGCUCUGGUCAGCUACUAUGAGAAGUCGUGUUUUAAGGAGGCACGUCAGCGGCUGAAAGAGGCGGCAGAGAAUGCCAACUCCCCGGCGUCUAAGAGCUCUGGAUCACCCAAUAGUGUCUACAGCGUCGACAAAAGGCAGGAUGAGAUUGAGAUAACUUUUGUAAACGAGAAUGCCUUAACGGCGGCCAACCUCUCCCGAACCGAGAGAGUCAACCGAGGGGGUGCCAGGCGGAGCUCGUACAUCCGUGCCGCGGAGCGCGGUCCACCGCCCACCCGGGCCUCCGCUAAGCAGCCCUCCACGCCCCGACAACGCCAGGAGGUCAGUCAGUGCGAGGAGAUGUGUGGGCCCAAGUGUGCCGACUUCGGCGAGGUGGGCCUGGACCCGAGCAAGGUGGACAUGAACUCCAGGAAGUUCUUCCCGCUAACGUUUGUGGUGCUGAAGAUCGCCUACUGGGCUUACUAUGUGACGGUGACAAGCGGUGGUGUGGACGACUUGAUCGCUGAUGUUGAACAGUCAUGACAACCCAGGCAGUUAGGGUUUUAAUGCCUUGAAUCUUGAAAUGUGUUUUCAACCCGCUUAUGUUUAAAUGUUUAAGUAUGUUCUAAAACAAAUCAGUGUACGUCAUUGUUCGAAUUUUCUUGCAAAUAUGCCGUAAAAAUCCCAAUCUCUUUUAAUUGGAAAAAAAUGUGUUUACAACUGUUUUCAGUGGAUCGCUAAGAAAUUCCUAGCGUGUAUGAGCGGCACAAGGUGGCGCUGUUUAAAAAAUCUGCUACUCGCUUGCAGUAACGUCAGCGGCGAUGUUUAAAUUACACGUUUGGUGAAAAAGUUCUGUAAAAAGUAUUCAAUCCUUGCAAAAUCAUUAACCAAGUUUGUUUCUUUGUUGUGUGAUAACACUUUUGUUAAUCUUCUCUAAGCAUGGAAUCAAUUAUCAUCUCUGUGAUGCAAUGAAUAUCAGGUGGGAAAGGGGCAGGAAUUUGGCAAAAUUGGUCCCCCGCGGACGAAUACUUCUAUACUACUGCUAAAAUGUUGUUUUGAAACUUGCUACAAUUAAGCUUGCUUCUUGUAAACAUCGAGCGAAUUAUAACUUCAUGACAAAUAAACUAGCA
Acanthaster planci (crown-of-thorns starfish) is the source of this 2165-nucleotide messenger RNA. RefSeq names its product gamma-aminobutyric acid receptor subunit alpha-6-like. Lineage: Eukaryota; Metazoa; Echinodermata; Asteroidea; Valvatida; Acanthasteridae. The record is from RefSeq and is a predicted model, not a curated record.